This is a messenger RNA of Pan troglodytes (chimpanzee), 366 nucleotides long. RefSeq names its product large ribosomal subunit protein eL39-like. Gene Ontology annotation, cellular component: ribosome; cytosolic large ribosomal subunit. The transcript has 2 exons. Lineage: Eukaryota; Metazoa; Chordata; Mammalia; Primates; Hominidae. Gene Ontology annotation, biological process: translation. Gene Ontology annotation, molecular function: structural constituent of ribosome. The record is from RefSeq and is a predicted model, not a curated record. The coding region runs from base 1 to 252 and encodes 83 amino acids.
AUGAAAAGGACUGAGGCACUGAUUCAUCUUGAGCCCCCUCCCUUACCUUCCCUUCUCGGCUGUCGCCAUCAUCUGUGCUGGACCCGGAUUCUCGCCGUGUCUUCUCACCAGACUUUCAGAAUUAAGCAAUUCCUGGCCAAGAAAGAAAAGCAAAAUCGUCCCAUUCCCCAGUGGAUUCAGAUGAAAGCUGGUAAUAAAAUCAGGUACAACUCCCAAAGGAGACACUGGAGAACAGCCAAGCUGGGUCUGUAAGAAUUGCACGGGAGAUGGCACACGUAUUUAUGCUGAAGGUCAUACCUGAAGCUCACAACCACGUUACCACAUCAAGCUGGAAAUGUCACCACGAUCUGGAGAGUUGAACGUGUU